CCCCUCAGGCGGCGGCCAUGUUUUCGGGCCCAGUUGGGCCUCGACGGCCUCGCUGAGGAAAUGGCCGGGAGGGGACGGGGAAGACGGCAACCGACGCCGCCGCCUCCGUCUCCGGGGUAGAAGGAGAAGGGACCCGGGGGAAAUGGCGGCCACCAACAACGGAGGAGGAGGAGGAGGAGGAGGAGGAGGCGGUAGUGGCGGCAACUGGCUGUCGGGGGUGAACGUGGUGCUGGUGAUGGCCUACGGCAGCCUGGUGUUCGUGCUGCUGUUCAUCUUUGUGAAGAGGCAAAUUAUGCGCUUUGCGAUGAAGUCCCGACGGGGUCCCCAUGUCCCGGUGGGACACAACGCGCCCAAGGACUUGAAGGAGGAGAUAGAUAUUCGCCUGUCCAAGGUCCAAGACGUCAAAUACGAGCCGAGACUCCUCGCCGAGGAUGACGCCAGGCUGCUGCAGCUGGAGGCACAAGGAAACCAAUGUACCGUGGCAGACUGUUUCAACUACCUUUACCGGAUGAAAGCCCUGGAUGCCAUCCGGACCUCAGAGAUCCCGUUCCACCACGUGGACAGCCGGCACCCACGGUCCCUGGUGGGCACCAGUUUCCGCUCCUACUUGCUGGAACUGCGCACCUCCGCCACGCCCUUUAAGGGGGUCCGCAAGGCCCUGGUCGACACCCUCCUGGACGGCUACGAGACGGCGCGCUACGGCACCGGGGCGCUCAGUAAGUACGAUGGACUGACCCGCCUCCCCGUCGCUCCCUCAGGCUUUCGGCCGCAGCGAGUACCUGAGCUACCAGGAGGCCCUGCGGGAGCUGGCCGCCACCGUCAAGGCCCGGGGGUCCGGCUCCCAGCGGCAGCACCAGACGGCGGCCAAGGACCUGACUCAGUCGCCCGAGGCUCCCUCGCCCUCGUCGCCCUCCACCAUCCAGGUGACGUACCUCCCGCCCGCCCACAGGAGCAAGAGGGCCAAGCAUUUCCUGGAGCUGAAGAGCUUCAAGGACAGCUACAAUACACUGGAAAGCACCCUGUGACGAGACACCCCCCCGUACCCCCCCAAAAAACGCACCCACACCUACCCACUCCUCCCUUCCCGCCUCAUCCCCACCCGUCCCGGCCGCCCUUAACCCACCCACCUCCCUCAAGUUGGUUAUUCCCCGCACCCCUGAAUCGGGGAGGGGGUCAUUCCAGGCCGAGGGCCUGAAGGGGAAGGACACCCCCGUCUCUCCGGACAGACGGAUGCCGCGGCCUGACUUCGUAAACGGGUUAUUUAAAUAAAAGAAAGCUAUUGCGAAAUGAAAUCACUUCCCC
Messenger RNA from Tachyglossus aculeatus (Australian echidna), 1302 nucleotides. It is a transcript of the gene LTAP1, whose product is annotated as chromosome Y4 C1orf43 homolog. Gene Ontology annotation, biological process: phagocytosis. NCBI's taxonomy places the organism in Eukaryota, Metazoa, Chordata, Mammalia, Monotremata, Tachyglossidae. The transcript has 7 exons. Bases 143 to 1195 code for a protein of 350 amino acids. The record is from RefSeq and is a predicted model, not a curated record.